Messenger RNA from Rotaria sp. Silwood1, 1056 nucleotides. Lineage: Eukaryota; Metazoa; Rotifera; Eurotatoria; Philodinida; Philodinidae. The record is from the annotation of a GenBank genome assembly.
AUGCUGAAAUAUUUUGGGACGAAGAAACAGCCGUGUCAAUCCUCAACAUUUAGAGCACUUCAAACUCAAGUACGUGUGAAAAUACAUGCACGAGUACGUGUACGAGUACCAACACUCUCGAUACCACUACGUGCAAGUUCCACUGAUAUUCAUCCGAAUGCAAAAUGGUCACAGAAUGGUAUCCCUGUUGCUGGAGGAAAUGGAAAAGGCAGUGAAACAAAUCAACUCUAUUGGCCAUAUGGUUUGUACGUCGAUGAUGAUCAAACGAUUUAUAUCGCUGAUUGUUAUAAUCACCGUAUUGUGGAAUGGAAAUCUGGUGCAACGAAUGGAAACGUAGUUGCUGGUGGAAAUGGAUUAGGUAAAGGGGCUCAUCAGUUAAACUACCCAUAUGAUGUGAUUAUCGACGAAGAGAGCGAUAGUCUCAUCAUCAGCGAUUGGGGGAAUAAUAGAGUAGUUCGUUGGCCUCGUCGAAAUGGUACUCGGGGAGAAACAAUUAUUUCAAAUAUCUCUUGCUUCGGUUUGACAAUGGACGACAAUGGUUUUCUCUAUGUCGUUGACGAUGAAAAACAUGAAGUGAGACAAUAUAAAAUUGGUGACACUCAAGAAACAGUAGUUGCAGGUGGUAAUGGAAAAGGAAGUCGUCUCGAUCAACUCUCUAAUCCCCACUACGUAUUUGUCGAUCGAGAUCAUUCAGUUUAUGUGUCUGAUUGUGGAAAUAAUCGUGUAAUGAAAUGGGAAGUAGGUGCAAAACAAGGCAUUGUUGUAGCCGGUGGUCAAGGAAAUAGUCUUACACAAUUGAAUGAACCUGAAGGAGUCGUUGUUGAUCAAUUGGGUACCGUCUAUGUGACUGAUUCUAGGAAUCAUCGAAUCAUGCGUUGGCCAAAAGGAGCCACACAAGGAAGUGUCAUUAUUUGUGGAAAUGGUCGAGGAGCACAAUCGAAUCAACUCAAUUAUCCCAUAGGUUUAUCAUUUGAUCGACAUGGCAAUCUCUAUGUCGUCGAUUACUAUAACAAUCGAGUACGAAAAUUUAAUAUCGUAUCAACUUCAAUACGAUGA